UAGUCUUGUGUUAGCCAUAGCCGUAACAGCGUUUGUCGUCGCAACAAACAAGUUGCUGUUGUUUUUUGAAGCUCAGUUUAUUGUUAAAUGUCAUGAACGAGUUAUAGUUAAAAUAUUUUUCGAAUAAACAAAACGAGUAGAAUAAAUUGGUAUUUCCCUUAAAUAAAGUUCCUUUGAUUCAUUCGCGAGUAAUAAAAAUAAAAUCAAACAUAAAAAAAUUAUGAGGAAUCAAGGUAGGUUAUUGCCAUUCUCAGAGAUGCAAGUGAUGCUGAUGCUGUCGGCGGGUAUUAUCCUAAUUAUAACGACAUCAUUUCCAGCGAAUGCACAAAUUACAAGACUGUUCCCGGUUAAAAAUGAAAUUGCAUCAAGAGCUCUAUUUGAAGAUAAAAUUUCGAAUGAACCAUAUUCCGAAAAAGUUAUAUAUCCACCUCCUCCUGGUGUAACACGACCACCAUCCACAUUACCCGAAGAUCUUACAAGUACAACCACGAGUGUUCAAAGUGUAUCAUCUACAACACCUUCGGAAACACUUAUAACUAGAGAUGAAGAAAAAGUUCCAACCGAGUCAAGUAGCUCUAAAAUAACAAGACAAUCGGGUCAAGAAACACAACCUAAUGUGUUAAGUUCCCCGCCCAUCGAAGAAUUGGUUCUUCAAUCCAGGCCAUCAUUUGAUAUACCAUUGGUCUCUACCAAAGGUCCAGAAGAAAUAAAUAUAAAACAAUCAACAACAGAUGUCGCUGAUCUGUUUAAAAUCAAUGAAGAACCAAUUGCACCUGCGCAAUCGGCUCCAAUGUUACCAAUUGUUGAACAAUCAAGUACUUCAACUUUCACUGAAUCUACUCCAGUCAAAGAAGAAUCAUCAAUUGUGCCAGUGACAACAGAUGGACCUCUAAUCAAAGAGGAAAUAAAAACAACUCAAGCCGUCACAAGUGAUCAUAAGGAAACGACUUUGGGUUUAGACACAACAUCGUCAGAAUUAACAACACCACCAAGAACUCAACUUGCCGAUAUUGAAACAACACCAGCACCAAUUAAUGCAAUUCCAAAACCAUGUACGACUCCGAUCGGUAAAAAUGGUGAAUGCAAGAACAUACGCCAAUGUCCUUCCUUAGUAAAGCUAUUAAUGCGUCAGCCCUUAUUGGUGGAAAAUAAAUUAUACCUUCAGCGAAGCCAGUGCGGAUUUGAAGACCACAAUGUAAUGGCAUGCUGCCCUGACAAUGUCCCAGCUCCAAUAGUGUCUCCGAAAUGGUCUCUUUUGCCAAAGCCCCGAUUUUGUGGUAGUAUGCAAGAGAAUCGUCUCUAUGGUGGGCCCCAAACAGAAAUUGAUUCUUAUAGCUGGAUGGCUUUACUAGAAUAUAAUAAAGGUGAAAAUAAAGCCGAGUUCCACUGUGGCGGAGCCUUAAUUAGUGACCGUUACAUUGUUACCGCAGCCCACUGUGUUACAGACUUGCCUAAAAAUUGGUCCCUUAAAGGUGUUCGGCUAGGUGAAUGGGACAUAACCUCCACCUUAGACUGCUCAACAUUUAAUGACUUCAUAGAUUGCUCAGAUCCCCCAAUAAAUGUUACCAUCGAUGAAAUAAUCCCCCAUAAGGAUUAUUCGCCAACAUCCAUCAACAAACUCCAUGACAUCGCUCUCCUUCGUUUAUCAAUGCCAGUAAACACAACCGACUUCAUUCAACCAAUCUGUCUACCACAACUCGAUGAAGAUAACUUACAUGCGUUCGAUGAUCAAAGUUUAGACAUGGUCGGCUGGGGAGCUACAUUCGACGGAGCAUUGUUUAAUAAUAUCAAACAAAAAGCAACUGGUCAAGUUAUACAAUUGAAUAAGUGCCGUAGUAAAUAUGCAGAGAAUAAUAUAACUCUGGAGCAGUCGCAGUUUUGUGUUGAGGGACGAUUGAAGAACGAUACAUGUCGCAUUGACUCUGGUGGACCGGUGAUAAGCUUUGAUACAUCCAAUCGGGGAAUUGGAAAUUACUAUUUAGCUGGAAUUCAAUCGUUUGGACUGUCUUCGUGUUGGACCGGUGGCGAAGGAUUGCCUGUAGUCUAUACUAGAGUUGGAGAGUAUUUGGACUGGAUUUUAGACAAUAUUCGAGCUUAACUUAAUUAAUUAUUAAUUUUAAUUACAUGAAUAAACUUUUUUAAACCUUACCAAUUUUUUCUCGAGAAACAGUUUUUGAAACUUUAAGAUUUUAGUCUUACGCCAACCUUGAGUUUCUGACCUUCGAUAAAGUAAUUAACUUAUUACUUAUCCUUUAAAUAAAAAAACAUAAAAUUCAAUUUUGAAAUAUAACUAAAAAAUUAUGUUUGUUUUAUUGUUCUAGCAACAUUGAUUAACAAAUUAAAAGUAAAAACAAUCACACAGAACUUCAACUUCUGGGUUGGUCUGUUUUGGUUGCAUUAGAGAGAACCACAGAGAGUACAGUAAAUAGCUUAGUAAGUGUUCCCAAUAAGUAACUUACUAAUUUUGUUUUUAAAACUAUUAUUGACCGAACACAAGUAACUAAGUGUUUUUUUAGCUUGUUUUUGUUUUGAAGUUUUUUUU
This is a messenger RNA of Eupeodes corollae, 2542 nucleotides long. RefSeq names its product serine protease easter-like. Lineage: Eukaryota; Metazoa; Arthropoda; Insecta; Diptera; Syrphidae. The record is from RefSeq and is a predicted model, not a curated record. Gene Ontology annotation, molecular function: serine-type endopeptidase activity. Bases 221 to 2098 code for a protein of 625 amino acids. Gene Ontology annotation, biological process: proteolysis. The transcript is spliced from 4 exons.